AUGGCUGCGCCCUCCAUGGAACUCGAUGCUUUGAUGUCUCAACGGAUACUUUCUGAGAGUAAGGGCUCUCUACCAGCCGCGGAGGAAUUGGAGCAGGUUCCCAGUUACGACAACAUUGUUUAUGACAAUGCCGACCAAGAGCCCGAGCUCCAUGUUCGAACUUGGGUUGCACUUGGAGCCAUAUUCCUUUUCAAUUUCGUCGGUGUUGUUGCUCUCCAGGGACCUCCCACUGUGCUCUCUUACAUUAGUGCCUCUCUCCACGGGACCAAGCAAAUAGCUUGGGUGUCGAAUUCAUUGACGGUGACUCAGGCAGUGCUUGCACCUGGCCUCAGCUCAGCUUCCGACAUCUUUCAAGCGCGGAAGAGCAUCCUUAUCGGAGCUGGCCUAAUUUCUUUGAUCGGCUCAGCCAUUGCGCCUGGCUCUUCAGACGUCUAUCGGCUUAUUGGUGCUCAAAUUCUCAUUGGUGUGGGAUUCGCGGCAACUCCUCUAGGAUACGCUGUCCCUAGUGAGAUCAUGCCACGGAGGUGGAGGCCAAUGUCCCAAGGCAUCUGUGUCGGUGUUGCCGCAGCUCUGGCGUCUGUUGUAGCACCGCUGGCAAUCGGUGCUUUCACCAAGGCGGAUCCCGUCAACGGCUGGCGCAAGUUCUAUUGGAUUCAAACUGGUCUCUGGGGAGCGGCCGUCGUAGCCAUCUCGUUGGGAUAUCGACCACCAAGGAGACACACUCGUUUCGACCAUUUCUCCUUUUGGCAAAAGCUGGGCCGGCUCGACGUUCCAGGGCUCUUUCUUCUAGCCACAGGGCUGUGUUUACUCCUCACUGGCCUAAGUCUGGGUGGAGGCCAAUACCCCUGGAAAAACAGCCGCGUCCUUGCCACACUCAUCCUUGGUGGCAUCUUUCUUAUUCUCUUCGGCCUCUUCCAGUGGAAAGGCACCACAAAUGGCUUCUUGAACCAUGAAUUGUUUCGAGGAGGGCCAGAAGGCGGUCGAACAUUCGUGCUUUGCGUAGGGUUCAUAUGUAUCGAAGGCGCCCUCCUCUUUGCGUGUAUGUUGUUCUAUCCAAUCCUGACCGGGGCACUCUUCACAACAGAUACACUCCUCUUGGUGGUGCGAGAACUGCCGUUCUUUGUCUGCAAUGUGAUUGCAUCUCCCAUCUGGGGCUUUUGGAGUGUUAAAACCAGGACUCUCAAAGCCCCCUUACUCGUUGGAUUUGUGAUUCUGACAGGCGGCAUUGUCGGGCUUGCCACAAUACAGCCUGGGCAAUCCCCAAACAUGGUGGUUUUCGCCGGACUGGUGGGUUUCGGUAUAGCAUCUCCCUUGGUUCUGGCACUCAGUGGCGUCCAGCUUGCGACACCGGGACACCUGAUUGCGACAGCAACCGCGGUGGUCAUUUGUGCCAGAGCCACUACAGCGAGUAUUUUCUCUGCCAUCUACCUGACAGUCUUCAACAAUCGGCUCAGUGCAUCGCUCCCGAGCAAUCUUGCUGAUGCCGCAGCCAAGGCGGGUCUGCCGGCGGCCAGCAUUCCAACAUUUGUCACAGCUCUGAGCGCUGGAAAUCUGUCCACCCUGUCUCAGAUCCGAGGAGUCACCCCAACGGCUAUUGACGCUGGCAUAGCCGCCAUCAAGCAGAGUUAUGCUGACUCGGUAAGGGUCGUCUUCAUCAUCGCCGCCCCCUUCGGUGCGCUGGCAUGUCUGGCUUGUCAUUUCCUCGUUCCAAUGCACGAGACGAUGAACUAUCGGGUCGAUGCGCCAGUGGAAGAGCUACACGAGAAGAGUCAUGGACUGCAAAGGCCUGACAAUAGCGGGGUGUAA
Fonsecaea multimorphosa CBS 102226 is the source of this 1806-nucleotide messenger RNA. RefSeq lists its product as uncharacterized. The coding region runs from base 1 to 1806 and encodes 601 amino acids. Gene Ontology annotation, biological process: transmembrane transport. NCBI's taxonomy places the organism in Eukaryota, Fungi, Ascomycota, Eurotiomycetes, Chaetothyriales, Herpotrichiellaceae. The transcript is spliced from 5 exons. The record is from RefSeq and is a predicted model, not a curated record. Gene Ontology annotation, molecular function: transmembrane transporter activity.